CCCCCCCUCCCCCUAAAGUGCGAACGUAAUAAGUGAACGGCCCCUUACUAAUCAAAAAUUUUUGUUUCUUUCAAACUAAACACACAUUUCUAUAAAAAGCGUUUUUAAAAAAAUUCAAAUUCUUAUAAGAUUUGAAAACAAACAUCACUGACAUCGAAUGUAAUAAACAAUCGGCUUUUAUAAGUUAAAUAAAUGUAAAUUAACGAAGAUUAUUUAUGAUAUUAAUAAACCUUUUAAGUUAAUUUAGCAUAAUUGUACCAUUGUCAAGAGUGCUUGUUGUCUAGAGUUAUCUAAAAAACAAGACAUAGUUAAAAAAGACGGGUUUUCCGGGGAAAAAAGCAUAUGGUUGCAAUUUACUUGAAAUGAAAAUUGAAAAAUUUAUUUAAAGUUUUUAUUUUGCCUUAUACACCAAUGGCAGAUUCUUUUUUUGGCUUUGAUACAUCAGCAAUACCGCGAGAUGAUGAUUUGGGAGGUGGCUUGGAUAGAGAAUUAUCUGAAGGGGAGUAUGAUGCUUUAAACGACGAAACAUUUAAUCAUGCUGUAAAAGAUGACUGGGAAGACGGACAUGAAACAUUAGUACGAAUCGAACAUCGUGUUUCAAAUGUCGACAAAUUAGAAGAUUCGGACGGCGAUUAUGAUUCAGAUUUAGACAUUACUUUUAUAACAAAGCUUGAUGAUUUUGACAUUACAAAUGAUGAUACUGACAUAAGAAAUCAAUUUCAAUUGGAUCCUAGUGUGUGGACCACUCCUAUAAAGCCACUAAAUGCUUUUAAUACGAGUAACCAGAUUCAAACACACGAUUCAAAUGCUUCAAGAAAAUUUCCACAUCAAAAUCUCAAGCCACCACCUGGCCUUUCAUCUACGUUGGCACAGCAAACGAAUGCAUUACAACAAUUAAUUGGAACAUCUACGGCUAUGAAUUCCCAUCCUAAAAUCAUGUCCGUAGAGGAAAUAGAGAGAAACAUGAUAAGCCAGCAACAACAGCAACAACAUCAGAAAAUGAUGCAAGAAAAACUGGCUGUCAUACAGUCUAAAGUACCGCAAAACGUAGUACCACAAAAUUCCCAAACAUUAAUUCCGCAACCUUCACAACAGCAAAUUCGAAAAGUGUUAUCAAAUCAACCUGGAUUAGUUUAUCAACCCCCACCUCAUUUGAAUGGACCACCACCAUUUGGUUCUUUGCCACCGCAUUUGCAAGGUCCAAAUUUAAGUAAAUUCAAUCCAAUCAUGAAUAUGUCAAAUCAUCCAUUGAAUAUGAACAACUUUCAUCAAAAUUUUGGAGGCCCAAUGUCAUCAAUUCCACGAUCACAGCAAAUUCCUCUUCAAAUGAAUCGUUUACCUCCUCAUUUAAUCAAUAUGCAAGGAGUACCAUUAAUGUAUCAGCAGCAGCAACAGCAGCAACAACAACAACAGAAUGUUGCCCAACAAAAUUCUGCACAAUUCAAUCAACGAUUAGUGCAAGAAAUCCAGCAAAAUCAUCCAAUGCUGAAUCCUAUGCAAUUUCGUAAUCAAAAUCAAAUUCACCAGCAGCAUCAUAAUUCUAAUCUGACUAACAUUAACAUUAAUAUUAAUAACAAUAACAGCAACAUUAAUCAGCAUCAACGAUUCAAUAAUAACGGAAAAAUGGACGAAUAUGAUGAAUAUGCAAAUCUGAUGAGUAAUCGUGAUAAACAGUUUCUGAUAACAAUUCAGUUAAUGCAACUCAAUACUGAGACGCCGUAUUUUGAUGAUUAUUACUAUACAAUGUAUAAAGAACGUCAGCGCUUACGCGGUAUCGAAAAUGAAAGUCAAGCUCAUCGUGAUAACCAAUUAAAUCACCCUUUCACACAGCCAAAAGGACAUGCUCAAAUGUUGUUGCGUCAGUUUAAUAAUAUUGGAAAGAAUGGAAUGCAAAAUCAAAAGAAUGGAACUGCCCGUGAACGACAUAAUUCGGAAUCUUCGACAAAAAAUGAUAAGGAAAAUCCAACACCACGGACAUACACGCCUUUACAAUUUGAAAAUUCUUUGGGAAAAUUACAAUGUGGAAGUGUCACAGCACCAAGAAAGAUUAUCGACAUGGAAGUUGUUGGCAAUGCAGAAAACGGCCAAAAUGUCAUUUCCGAUUCAACUAUGCAGAAGAGAUCGCGACAAAUCUUAAUUUACAUCGAAAUGCUGUAUAAAGUUGUAAUGAAACUUGAAGACUUACAGCAUCCACUCGCCAUUAAUGCUACAAUUAUUUUAAAGGAAAAGCGAGAAAAGCAACGCAUUCAAAUGGAGCAGGAAGCAAAAGGAGAUUUAGAGGAUAUAAGCAUUAGUUCUACGAAAUCCUCAAUUUCACUGAAUGAUCCUGAAUCACAAAGCGAUUUAUUGACAAAACUUCUUGCAAUCAUUCAACUGGAGAAAAUUCCCGGUGUUUUGGCAGUUCGUAAAGGCAGAGCCCUGUUAAAAAGACUAUUUCCGCACAUUAAAGACCAACCAGUUCGGUGGGAUUUAUGGAAUGUCAUUUUUAUUUCACUCACCGUUUUUAAACGCGACAAACUUGAAGAAAUUGAAGAAUCUCUAAUGAUUCUAUACUACGAGUUUGCAACGCAAUUACAAGAUGCUGACAUUAAUAUUCUUUUAAAGCUUAUUAAUAAUAUGAUGACAAGUGACAAGCUAAUGGGAUAUGUCAAUGGAUGCAAAUUUGUUGUAUCAAGUAUAAUAGCAAUGAUUAUAAAAUGUGAGCUUCUUUAUCAAAAAUCUGGCGACACUAUCAAUUUUACUGAAGAGGAGCAGUGGAUUCAAUUCCUCAAUAAGCUUUUUGAAAUUGUCAACAAUGAUCGAACAGUUGAUGCGCAAAUUUUAAGUUCUGCAAAUAAUGUUCAUCGUGAUAAAAUAGAUCAUGAUCGGAUUAUUCGAACCGUAAUAACAAAUUUUCAGCGGUUUAAACCACGGUUCACAAGUGAUGACGAAAAGCUCAUAAAAUUACUAAGCAUACAAUAUGAUGUGAAGUGAGUUUUGAACACGUGCAUCAGUGACUUUAUUAUUAUUAUUACUAUAACAAUUACAAUUCUUAUUUUUUACAUCUUCUUAUCAAUAAGUUGCUCUAUUUUAUUAUUUUAUGAUUUUUUUUUUCGUUCAAUGUAAAAAUAAUGUUUAAUUUUUAUUUUUAAAAAUAAUUCUCACUUUCUCAUUUGAAUUUAAAGAUACAGUUUACGAUGACGUUUACUAAUAUACAUUUCGAUCCUAAUUUUUUAUUGCACAAUCUGGCAUAAUAAUGAAAAUUAAUUAAACUCAUAUUUCAUAAUGAUAAUGCACACAUUUUGUAUCGCAAACCAUUGUAUAGUUUUUGUCAAGUUUUUUUUUAUCUCUUUAGGUAGUCUUUAAUAUGUUUAGAAUAUUUUCCUUAAAAAUUGAAAAUUAAAAAAAAAAAAUUAAAAACUAUUAAAAAGAUAUAACGCUAAAUUUUCAGCUCCAAUUUAAUUAAAGUAAAGUUUAUAAAUAUUCAACAUCCCUAUUUAUCCUUAUGAAAAAAACAAACAAACAAAGUAAACUCAUUUGAUGCAGGACUCGGUAGGAGUUGAAACUCCUCAAGAGUCAUGCUUUGAUGUGUAUAUAAUUGCACAUUUAACUUUUAUGAUUUAGUGAAAUUGAACGUUUACGGUGAAAAUGCAACAAGGUCUCUAACUUUGAAGACUCUGAUUUUUUUAUUAGCUUGAUAUCAUUUUGUUAUUUUGAUUUCAAUGCUAUUGCAGCUAAAUUGGUGAAAUUUGAAUUUUAGAAAAUUCUUUAAAUCACAGAACAUUUUAAAUUCAUAAAUGUGUAACAAUAUAUUGUUAAUUAUAUUAUUUAACUUACGAUAAAAAUUAUGUGCGUAAUUUGUAUCAUAAUUACAAUGACAGCAAGAGAAUGUUUUUAAAAGAAAAUUGGUUCGCACUAUUUUUCACUUUUUUACUUCUUUUACAUAGUUUCUCGAGGAUGUCACUAAAACAAUUCAAUUUGGUAAUGAAGGACGUAAUUAAUCAAUGAAUUUAUUUGUUUCAUCGUUGAUCUAAGAAUCCUCAUUGUCAAAUUUAAUUCUUUUAGUUAAAAUAAAGCUAAAACAACUCUCUCCUUUUUUUAAAAAUUGAACAUACAAAUUUAACGCAAAGAAUCUUUUAAUAUUAAUUAACUCAUAAAGUUCAUGCGUGAAAAAUAUUUUUUUCCUCGUAAAAUUUUUAUUUCAUCCAGAUUAUAUACAAAAUGAAAGCAGUUUAAGAUUGAAUAAUUAAAAUUAAAAUCGACCGAGUUGUUUUAUGAUUCUGAUUCUCACAUAUAUAUUUUACCUACUUGGAGUAAUUUCAUUCUCCUUUUGAACGUAAAUUAAAAAGAAAAAAAUCACUAAACAGCAAUGACAUUGGAGAUAUUUGUUUAAAAAACAAUGUCAUUAUCGCUAGUUCGCUUCUGUGGAUGAUUUCAUAUUUUUUUAAAUAAAUUAGAGAAAUUGUAAUGUUUCCUAAAAUAAAGCUUCUUUAUGCUGCUUAUUUAUUAGUUUUCUCACGGAGCGUUCGAAUAACAAAAUAUUAGUAAGUAACUUAAUGUUUCCAAUUACAAAUUUUCCUCUUUUUACCUUUAAAUAUUGAGUGAAAAAACAAGAUUUGAAUUUUCAAAAAUGUGUUUUAUUGUAUCAAAAAUAUAAAGGAAAAUGAAAAUCAUACAAUAUGGAUUCGCCCUGAUUCGUCAUUAAAUAAAUACUAUGUGCAGGUAGCUCAUUUUAUUUUAAAUCUGCUCUGAAAAUGGGAAAAGUGAGAAAAUAAAGUUCGUAGGAAAAAUCAUUUUUCAAUUAAAAUGAAUUUUAUUUUAUUUUCUAAGUUACAGAGAUCAACAUCCUCUCUUCACUCCUAAAUUCAC
This is a messenger RNA of Chironomus riparius, 4848 nucleotides long. Lineage: Eukaryota; Metazoa; Arthropoda; Insecta; Diptera; Chironomidae. The record is from the annotation of a GenBank genome assembly.